Messenger RNA from Fusarium mangiferae, 336 nucleotides. RefSeq lists its product as uncharacterized. The record is from RefSeq and is a predicted model, not a curated record. Lineage: Eukaryota; Fungi; Ascomycota; Sordariomycetes; Hypocreales; Nectriaceae. Bases 1 to 336 code for a protein of 111 amino acids. The transcript is spliced from 3 exons.
AUGGGAGACUACAACAUCAAGUCUGUUGCGGUUGUUGGAGCCGGAGCUGCCGGCGCCAUUUCCGCAGCCGCUCUAAAGGCAGAGAAUCACUUCGACCGUAUACGAGUGUUUGAACGGAGAGAAACGCCUGGGGGUACUUGGAUUUACGAUGCCGACCCGAUAGUCGCUCCUAUUCAGCCUGGGGGCUUCCCAGCAGAUAUUGAUAAGCCACUUGCGAUUCCAGACAACUUACCGACCACGACGCCUCCGAAUCAGCAAGAGAGAUACGCCCAUACUCCUAUCUAUCAGAAUCUCACGCAAGUCGCUCACUCAAUCAUUCAAAUCCACGGUUACUGA